Molecule: messenger RNA, 7182 nt
Organism: Ustilaginoidea virens
Lineage: Eukaryota; Fungi; Ascomycota; Sordariomycetes; Hypocreales; Clavicipitaceae
Exons: 1
Coding region: 1-7182 (2393 amino acids)
Biological process (GO): mRNA splicing, via spliceosome; spliceosomal tri-snRNP complex assembly
Cellular component (GO): catalytic step 2 spliceosome; U5 snRNP
Molecular function (GO): protein binding; U2 snRNA binding; U5 snRNA binding
Source: RefSeq, a predicted model, not a curated record
AUGUCGGGCAUGCCCCCGCCGCCUUCGCCUGGCUGGGGAUCUGGCCCUCCACCCCCUUCUUCAAGCUGGGGAUCUACGCCUCCUCCUCCUCCUCCUCCUCCUCCUCCGCCUCCUCCUCCGCCUCCAUCGUUGCUACCAUCUCCUCCUUCAACUCCCGCGCCGCCGCCGCCGCCACCACCCCCUGGCUUUCACCCUCCCUCUGAUCCUCGGAUCGCGAAGUUUGCGCAGAAAAAAAGAGAAUGGCUGACCGACCGCCGAAGAAGAUUCGGAGAAAAGCGAAAGGCCGGCUUCGUUCAAACUCAGAAGACUGACAUGCCUCCGGAGCACCUCAGAAAAAUCGUCAAAGACAUCGGAGACGUCUCUCAGAAAAAAUACACAAACGAUAAACGGAGCUAUCUCGGCGCGCUGAAGUUCAUGCCACACGCAGUCUUGAAGCUGCUUGAGAAUAUGCCCAUGCCCUGGGAAUCAGCUCGUGAAGUCAAAGUUCUCUACCACGUCAACGGAUGUUUGACGUUGGUCAAUGAAACUCCGCGUGUCAUUGAGCCUGUCUUCUUCGCACAGUGGGCCAUGAUGUGGACGUUCAUGAGGAAAGAGAAGGCUGAUAGAAGGCUGUUCAAGCGUAUGCGAUUUCCGCCGUUCGACGAUGAGGAACCACCUUUAUCCUGGUCAGAAAACAUCGAAGACGUUGAGCCUCUGGAGCCUAUUCAGAUGGAGCUGAAUGAAGAUGAAGAUGAAGCUAUAUAUGAAUGGUUCUAUGACCACCGCCCGCUUCUGGAUACGUCGCAUGUCAAUGGACCAAGCUACAAGACUUGGAAUCUGUCGCUGCCGCAAAUGGCUGCACUAUUUCGCCUCAGUCGGCCUUUGAUUUCCGACGUCGUGGACAAGAACUACUUUAAUCUCUUCGACCUCAAAAGCUUCUUAACUGCCAAGGCUCUCAAUGUUGCACUACCAGGUGGGCCUCGCUUCGAGCCGCUGUACAAAGACAUCGACCCAAACGAAGAGGACUUUGGCGAGUUUAAUGCUAUCGAUCGCAUCAUCUUCCGCACUCCAAUUCGAACCGAAUUUCGCGUCGCCUACCCCUUUUUAUAUAAUUCACUGCCGAGAAGUGUGCACCUCACCUGGCACUCGUAUCCCCAGAUUGUGUUCAAUCGUGCAGACGACCCCGAUCUUCCAACUUUCCUCUUUGACCGAAGAAUCAACCCCAUCUCUUCUCGAACUGUUGCACCAAAGAACGUCGAGGUCACGUUAGAAGAUGACCUAUUUGGUCCUGGAGGAGACGAAGAGCCCGAAGAUGAAGCCUUUGAAUUACCAGCUGGCGUGGAACCCUUCCUGGCUAAUGAGGAGCUCGAAAACGAGUACACAUCGUCUGCUAUCGACCUGUGGUGGGCACCUUUUCCCUUUAAUAGGAGAUCCGGAAAGAUGGUUCGUGCUCAAGAUGUAACACUGAUUAAGCAGUGGUACCUCGAGCAUCCUCCUUCAGAUAAACCACCUGUCAAAGUCCGAGUAUCAUAUCAAAAGCUGCUCAAGAACUUCGUCCUCAAUGAGCUGCAUAAGAAGAAGCCUGAUGCACACAACAACCAGAACUUGUUGCGGUCUCUUAAGCAAACCAAAUUCUUUCAACAAACGACAAUCGACUGGGUUGAAGCUGGCCUUCAAGUUUGUCGACAAGGCUUCAAUAUGCUCAACCUUUUGAUUCAUCGAAAGAACCUGACAUAUCUGCACUUGGAUUACAACUUCAACUUGAAGCCUGUGAAAACUCUUACCACCAAAGAGCGAAAGAAAUCGCGAUUUGGCAAUGCCUUUCACCUUAUGCGUGAAAUUCUCAGAUUGACGAAGCUUAUUGUGGACGCCCAAGUCCAAUACCGCCUAGGCAACAUUGACGCCUUCCAGCUCGCCGACGGCAUUCACUACGCAUUCAACCACGUUGGGCAAUUGACCGGAAUGUAUCGGUACAAGUACAAGCUUAUGCAUCAGAUUCGAACAUGCAAGGACUUGAAACACUUGAUUUAUUACCGCUUCAAUUCCGGUCCAGUUGGCAAGGGUCCCGGCUGCGGUUUCUGGGGCCCAUCUUGGAGGGUCUGGCUCUUCUUCAUGAGGGGGAUCAUUCCCUUGCUUGAAAGAUGGCUGGGAAAUCUCUUGUCUCGCCAGUUCGAGGGUCGACACAGCAAGGGUGUUGCCAAGACCGUGACCAAACAACGAGUCGAAUCUCACUUCGACCUCGAGUUGCGUGCAUCCGUCAUGGCCGAUCUCAUGGACAUGAUGCCAGAAGGCAUCAAGCAAAACAAGGUCAAUACCGUGCUCCAGCACCUAUCCGAAGCUUGGCGUUGCUGGAAGAGCAACAUUCCCUGGAAAGUCCCAGGGUUACCGGCACCUGUUGAGAACAUUAUUCUUCGUUACGUGAAAUCCAAGGCUGACUGGUGGAUUUCCGUCGCCCACUACAACCGAGAACGCAUCCGUCGCGGGGCUACCGUCGACAAAACGGUCGCAAAGAAAAACGUUGGUCGGUUAACUCGACUGUGGCUCAAAGCCGAGCAAGAGCGACAGCACAAUCACAUGAAGGAUGGACCCUAUGUUUCGUCCGAAGAAGCUGUUGCCAUCUAUACAACCACUGUGCACUGGCUAGAAUCUCGCAAAUUUUCACCCAUUCCAUUUCCCAGCGUUUCUUACAAGCAUGACACAAAGAUCCUGAUCUUGGCUUUGGAGCGACUGCGGGAGGCAUAUUCCGUUAAGGGCCGGUUGAACCAGAGUCAGCGCGAAGAACUUGCACUGAUUGAGCAGGCCUAUGAUAGUCCAGGCACAACACUGGAGCGAAUCAAACGUUUCCUUUUGACCCAGCGAGCUUUCAAAGAGGUCAACAUUGACAUGAACGACAAUUACAGCACCAUCAACCCCGUCUACGACAUCGAACCCAUUGAAAAAAUCAGCGAUGCAUACUUGGAUCAAUACCUGUGGUAUCAAGCGGAUCAGCGCCACUUGUUCCCUGCUUGGAUCAAGCCAUCAGAUUCCGAAGUUCCCCCACUGCUGGUGUACAAGUGGGCUCAGGGAAUCAACAACCUGAGUCAAGUUUGGGAGACGUCAGACGGUGAAUGCAACGUGAUGGUGGAGACGGAGCUCUCCAAAGUUUAUGAGAAGAUGGAACUGACCCUGCUCAAUUCCCUCCUCAGACUCAUCAUGGAUCACAACCUCGCGGAUUAUAUCACAGCAAAGAACAAUGUUCAGCUGACAUAUAAGGAUAUGAACCACGUGAAUAGCUACGGAAUGAUACGUGGUCUCCAAUUCUCGGCAUUCGUGUUCCAAUACUAUGGUCUGGUCUUGGAUUUGCUGUUGCUAGGUCCCCAGCGAGCCAGUGAGAUCGCCGGUCCUCCUCAGAGCCCCAAUGACUUUCUCCAGUUUCGGGAUAGAGAAACAGAAACUAGACACCCGAUCAGGCUGUACAGCCGUUACAUUGACAAGAUCUGGAUCUUCUUGCGUUUCACUGCGGAGGAAUCCAGGGAUCUCAUUCAGCGAUUUCUUACCGAGCAACCUGAUCCCAACUUUGAGAACGUCAUUGGGUACAAGAGCAAGAAGUGCUGGCCAAGGGAUUCCCGAAUGCGCCUGAUGAGGCACGAUGUGAACUUGGGCCGAGCCGUCUUCUGGGACUUGAAAAACCGUCUACCGCGAUCUGUUACAACGAUUGACUGGGACGAUAGUUUUGUCAGUGUCUACAGUCGAGAUAACCCGAACUUGCUCUUCUCCAUGUGUGGCUUCGAAGUGCGAAUUCUACCCAAGAUCAGGAACCAGAAUGACGAAUUUGCUGUCAAAGACAGUGUUUGGUCUCUGGUCGACAACACCACCAAGGAGAGGACGGCACAUGCCUUUUUGCAAGUUACUCAAGAAGACAUUCAAAAGUUCAACAAUCGAAUUCGGCAGAUCCUCAUGUCCUCGGGCUCGACAACAUUCACCAAGAUUGCAAACAAAUGGAACACGGCUCUUAUUGCUCUCUUCACCUAUUACCGCGAGGCCGCCGUCUCGACCGUGGACCUGCUUGAUACCAUUGUCAAGUGCGAGACCAAAAUACAAACUCGUGUCAAGAUUGGUCUCAACUCCAAGAUGCCCUCCAGGUUUCCCCCUGCCGUCUUUUAUACCCCGAAGGAACUUGGAGGAUUGGGCAUGAUUUCAGGCUCGCACAUUCUCAUUCCUGCCAGCGACAAGCGGUGGUCCAAGCAAACAGAUACCGGAGUCACCCACUAUCGCUCUGGUAUGACACACGAUGAGGAGACUUUAAUUCCCAACAUCUUUCGCUACAUUAUCCCCUGGGAGGCUGAGUUUAUAGACUCUCAACGUGUUUGGACCGAAUACUCGCAGAAGCGUCUUGAAGCCAACCAGCAGAACCGUCGCUUGACGUUGGAGGACCUGGAAGAUAGCUGGGACAGGGGUUUGCCCAGAAUCAACACCCUGUUCCAGAAGGACCGCAGCACCCUCAGCUUUGAUAAAGGGUUCCGUGCCAGAUCCGAGUUCAAGAUUUAUCAGUUGAUGAAGAGCAAUCCAUUCUGGUGGACAAGUCAGCGACACGACGGCAAGCUCUGGAACCUGAACGCUUACAGAACCGAUGUCAUUCAGGCCCUCGGAGGUGUCGAGACGAUUCUGGAACACACGCUGUUCAAGGCCACCGGAUUCCCGUCUUGGGAGGGACUCUUUUGGGAAAAAGCGAGCGGCUUUGAAGAUUCGAUGAAAUUCAAGAAGUUGACCAAUGCCCAGAGAUCUGGUCUGAAUCAAAUUCCCAACCGUCGCUUCACGUUGUGGUGGUCGCCAACCAUCAACCGUGCAAACGUGUACGUUGGGUUCCAAGUGCAACUCGAUCUGACGGGUAUUUUCUUGCACGGAAAGAUUCCCACCCUCAAGAUAUCGCUGAUUCAGAUCUUCCGCGCCCACUUGUGGCAGAAAAUCCACGAGUCUGUAGUCAUGGACCUUUGUCAGGUGUUUGACCAGGAACUCGAGUCUCUUGGUAUCGAGACGGUGCAGAAGGAGACAAUCCACCCUCGAAAGUCGUACAAGAUGAACAGCUCUUGUGCCGACAUUCUCCUCUUUGCGAGCCAUAAAUGGAACGUCACGCGCCCUUCUGUUCUGUUUGACACGAAAGAUGUCAUCGAGCCCACCACAACCAACAAGUUUUGGAUUGAUGUGCAGCUUCGGUAUGGCGACUACGAUUCCCAUGAUAUUGAGAGAUAUACGCGUGCCAAGUACCUGGACUACACCACAGACAGUUCCAGCAUCUACCCUUCAGCAACCGGAUUGAUGAUUGGCAUCGACUUGGCGUACAACCUGUACUCUGCUUACGGCAUGUAUUUCCCGGGCUUGAAGGUGCUCAUUCAGCAGGCCAUGGCCAAGAUCAUGAAGGCCAAUCCGGCGCUGUAUGUCCUGCGUGAGCGUAUCCGAAAGGGCCUGCAGCUCUAUGCCUCUGAGAGCAAUCAGGAGUUCCUCAACUCUCAGAAUUACUCUGAACUGUUCAGCAACCAGACGCAGCUUUUCAUCGACGACACCAAUGUGUACCGCGUGACAAUUCACAAGACUUUUGAGGGCAAUCUGACAACCAAGCCCAUCAACGGUGCCAUUUUCAUCUUCAAUCCCCGAACCGGGCAGCUGUUCCUCAAGAUCAUCCACACCAGUGUUUGGGCCGGGCAAAAGCGUCUCGGGCAGUUGGCCAAAUGGAAGACGGCCGAAGAAGUCGCGGCUUUGAUCCGAUCGCUACCAGUGGAGGAACAGCCCAAGCAGCUCAUUGUUACGAGGAAGGGCCUGCUGGAUCCUCUUGAAGUCCAGCUGGUUGACUUCCCCAACAUUUCCAUCCGCGCCUCUGAGCUGCAGCUCCCAUUCCAAGCUGCGAUGAAGGUGGAGAAGCUGGGCGACAUGAUUCUGAGAGCGACCGAACCUCAGAUGGUGCUGUUCAACCUUUACGACGAGUGGCUGAAGAGCAUUUCGUCCUACACUGCAUUCUCGCGUCUGAUUUUGAUCUUGCGUGCUCUUCAUGUCAACCCUGACAAGACGAAGCUGAUCCUGCGACCGGACAAGACGGUCAUUACGCACGAGCAUCACAUUUGGCCGUCGCUGCCCGACGAAGGGUGGAUCAAGAUUGAGACGCAGCUCCGCGACUUGAUCUUGAACGAUUACGGCAAGAAGAACAACGUCAACGUGUCCAGCUUGACGAGCAGCGAGGUUCGCGACAUCAUUUUGGGCAUGGAAAUCUCGGCACCCUCGAUGCAGAGGCAGCAGGCCGCGCAGAUUGAGAAGCAGCAGCAAGAGCAGGCACAGCUCACCGCCGUCACGACCAAGACGCAGAACGUGCACGGCGAGGAAAUCAUUGUCACGACGACAUCGCAGUUUGAGCAGCAGACGUUUGCUUCAAAGACGGAGUGGCGCACGCGAGCCAUUGCGACGUCCAACCUACGCACUCGAUCCAAGAACAUGUACGUGUCGUCUGUGGACAAUGACGUGGACGACGUCACGUACGUGAUGCCCAACAACAUCCUCAAGCGCUUCAUCACCAUUGCGGAUCUUCGCGUCCAGGUGGCGGGGUACCUGUACGGCUCAUCCCCCCCGGACAACGGCCAAGUCAAGGAGGUCAAGUGCAUCGUCAUGAUUCCUCAGAUUGGCGGCCUGCGCAACGUGCAGCUUCCGCAGCAGCUGCCCCGCAGCGACUUUCUCGAGGGGAUGGAGCCGCUCGGCAUCAUCCACACCAUGUCUGGCAGCGAGCUUCCGUACAUGUCGGCCGCCGACGUGACGGAGCACGCAAAGCUCCUCGACGCGCAUGACGAAUGGGACAAGACAAACACGGUGACGGUGUCGGUGUCCUUCACGCCUGGCAGCGUUUCCCUGGCGGCCUGGGGCCUGACCCCCCAGGGGUACAAAUGGGGGGCCGAGAACAGGGACCUGCAAAGCGACCAGCCUCAGGGAUUCACGACGACAAUGGGGGAAAAGCGGAAACUGCUGCUGUCCCCGAGAUUCAGGGGCUUCUUCCUGGUGCCCGACGACGGGCGAUGGAACUACAGCUUCAUGGGGAGCACGUUUGCGGGCAUGGAAAAGAAGGCCGUCCACGUCAAGCUGGACACGCCCUUGCCGUUCUACAGCGACCAGCACCGGCCUAUUCACUUUCACAGCUUUGCCGAGCUGGAGGACAUUUGGGUGGAUCGCAACGACAACUUUGAAUAG